UUACGUAAAUGACGUUUGAUCGUUCGGAGUGACAAAGAGAGCGAGCAAAGGCUGACGGAGCAGGCAUAAAAAGAAAUCCAGAUUUGUGGAGCCGUAUUAAAAUUGUGAUUUUCUACGGAUAGAGACACCCAGUUUAGUUUUUCGACCCAGAGUCCGACUGCAGAGGGUUUCGAUUACCUAAUCCGUGUUUAUGGGGUCGGACCGGUUUGGCGUGCCGUGGAAAUCAUUUGAUUCAAAAUCUGGAAAUUCGAAAAAUUUCACUUGAAUUGCUGCCUGGGCUGAACAGGGCAGCCGCCAUGGCUGGUGCCGUCGGAUCAUUGAGUCUCCACCUCAGUAUAUGAAGAAUUAUUUUAUAGUGGCAUUUUAAUGACUGGUUUUUAUAUUUUAGCAAAUACAAUUGACAUAGUCUACUUUUCUUAUUUUAAAUUAUUUGGCGACGCUUUUAUAAAUCACUACAUGGACACUCCGCUAAAUAAGUUAUUUAAUAUAGAGGAAAUUGGGGAAAGGCCAUUUUCAUGAGACAUUUGGUAAUGCAAGAUAUUCUGUCGAAGGUGAAGAAGAAGAAGACAGUUAAUCAAAUCUGGAAAAGGAUGAUUUGAGAAAAGACUUGGAGGACGGGAGUAGCUAAAAGACAACGAUAGGGAAGGAAUUCGGACGGACGGUGGGGUUUGUGUUUUUUUAUUUUUAAAUCAAUACCUAUACUGACUAGUAUAGAGUCGAAAGACGAAACACAAAAACAACGAAAAGAUCUAAAAGCAAGAGACGGGGACGAAGAACCGGUCUUGAAUAGGAAUAUGUCGGGUCGGCCUAGAACCACCUCAUUUGCAGAGAGCUGCAAGCCAGUGCCGCAGCCUUCGGCGUUUGGGAGCAUGAAAGUCAGCAGGGACAAAGAUGGCAGCAAGGUGACCACGGUGGUGGCCACGCCGGGCCAGGGCCCUGACCGGCCACAGGAGGUCAGCUACACGGACACCAAGGUGAUCGGGAAUGGCUCCUUCGGCGUGGUCUACCAGGCCAAGCUGUGCGACUCCGGGGAGCUGGUGGCCAUCAAGAAGGUGCUGCAGGACAAGAGGUUCAAGAACCGUGAGCUUCAGAUCAUGAGGAAGCUGGACCACUGCAACAUCGUGCGCCUGCGAUACUUCUUCUACUCCAGCGGGGACAAGAAAGAUGAGGUGUACCUGAACCUGGUGCUGGACUAUGUCCCUGAGACGGUGUACCGAGUGGCCCGACACUACAGCCGAGCCAAGCAGACCCUCCCCAUGGUCUACGUCAAGCUGUACAUGUACCAGCUGUUCCGGAGUCUGGCGUACAUCCACUCCUUCGGGAUCUGCCAUCGGGACAUCAAGCCCCAGAACCUGCUGCUGGACCCGGAGACGGCCGUCCUCAAGCUGUGUGACUUUGGGAGUGCGAAGCAGCUGGUGCGCGGGGAGCCCAACGUGUCCUACAUCUGCUCCCGCUACUACAGAGCCCCCGAGCUCAUCUUCGGAGCCACAGACUACACCUCCAGCAUAGACGUGUGGUCCGCUGGCUGCGUGCUAGCGGAGCUGUUGCUAGGGCAGCCCAUAUUUCCUGGCGACAGUGGAGUCGAUCAGCUGGUCGAGAUCAUCAAGGUCUUGGGGACCCCCACAAGGGAACAGAUCCGCGAGAUGAACCCCAACUACACCGAGUUCAAGUUCCCGCAGAUCAAGGCACACCCGUGGACUAAGGUGAGUCUGCAGGUGUUCCGGCCACGCACGCCCCCGGAGGCCAUCGCCCUGUGCUCUCGGCUGCUGGAGUACACGCCCACGGCCCGCCUCACCCCGCUGGAGGCCUGCGCGCACUCCUUCUUCGAUGAGCUGCGGGACCCCAGCAUCAAGCUGCCCAACGGCCGCGAGGCACCUUCACUCUUCAACUUCACCACCCAAGAACUUUCCAGUAAUCCAUCCCUGGCCUCCAUCCUCAUCCCCGCCCACGCCCGGAACCAGGCUGGAGCCACCGCCCCUGCAAACGCCUCUGCCACUUCAGAUGCCAACAUUGGAGAUUGCGGUCAGAGCACUAACGCAGCCUCUGCGUCGGCUUCCAACACCUGAACGACCCCAUGCCCCCCCCA
Messenger RNA from Megalops cyprinoides (Indo-Pacific tarpon), 2086 nucleotides. RefSeq names its product glycogen synthase kinase-3 beta-like. Gene Ontology annotation, cellular component: cytoplasm; cytosol; axon. Lineage: Eukaryota; Metazoa; Chordata; Actinopteri; Elopiformes; Megalopidae. The transcript has 11 exons. Gene Ontology annotation, molecular function: beta-catenin binding; ATP binding; tau-protein kinase activity. The record is from RefSeq and is a predicted model, not a curated record. Gene Ontology annotation, biological process: extrinsic apoptotic signaling pathway in absence of ligand; negative regulation of canonical Wnt signaling pathway; regulation of neuron projection development. The coding region runs from base 795 to 2066 and encodes 423 amino acids.